AAGAUGGCGGACAUUCAGACUGAACGUGCUUACCAAAAGCAGCCUACCAUCUUCCAAAACAAGAAGUGGGUCCUGCUGGGAGAAACUGGCAAGAAGAUGCUUCCAAGAUACUACAAGAACAUCGGUCUGGGCUUCAGGACUCCCAAAGAGGCCAUCGACGGUACUUACAUUGACAAGAAAUGCCCCUUUACUGGUAACGUGUCCAUUUGGGGACCGAUCCUGUCUGGUGCAGUGACCAAGAUGAAGAUGCAGAGAACCAUUGUCAUCUGCCGGGACUACCUCCACUACAUCCACAAGAACAAUCGCUUCAAGAUGUGCCACAAGAAUAUGUCUGUGCACCUGUCUCUCUGCUUCAGGGAAGUCCAGAUUGGCAACAUCAUCAUGGUGGGCAAGUGCCAGCUCCUGAGCAAGACCAUGUGCCUCAAUGUGCUCAAAGUCACCAAGGCUGCUGGUAACAAGAAGCAGUUCCAGAAGUUCUUAGCCUGGACGUCUGCCUGCUCCCCAGGAAAUGCUGACGUGAACCAGAAACCCUCCCGCAUCAUGAUGUGUUGUGUUACUGCUGUGCUACCACGGCUGGCCCAAUCUGAAGCGGUGACCCCGAAGGACGACUCCGUGUCACCAGGUACCCGCUGA
Messenger RNA from Tupaia belangeri chinensis (Chinese tree shrew), 633 nucleotides. Its product is annotated as 40S ribosomal protein S11. Gene Ontology annotation, molecular function: structural constituent of ribosome. The coding region runs from base 4 to 633 and encodes 209 amino acids. Gene Ontology annotation, cellular component: ribosome; cytosolic small ribosomal subunit. The transcript is spliced from 3 exons. NCBI's taxonomy places the organism in Eukaryota, Metazoa, Chordata, Mammalia, Scandentia, Tupaiidae. The record is from RefSeq and is a predicted model, not a curated record. Gene Ontology annotation, biological process: translation.